Aspergillus wentii DTO 134E9 is the source of this 1403-nucleotide messenger RNA. Its product is annotated as ketopantoate reductase family protein. Gene Ontology annotation, biological process: pantothenate biosynthetic process. Gene Ontology annotation, molecular function: 2-dehydropantoate 2-reductase activity. The coding region runs from base 287 to 1321 and encodes 344 amino acids. The record is from RefSeq and is a predicted model, not a curated record. Gene Ontology annotation, cellular component: cytoplasm. The transcript is spliced from 3 exons. Lineage: Eukaryota; Fungi; Ascomycota; Eurotiomycetes; Eurotiales; Aspergillaceae.
AUUCGACGGAUGCUGGAUGGACUGAUGUCAUUCUAUCGAUAAAAGGACAUGUGCUGGAAUGAUAUCCUCGAGGGAGAUAGAGAAAGAAAGGAAGAUAAAGCAGAGGAAGGCCAUGGUUGGUAUUUAUGAUGAACAAGGCAAGUCACGCCGUGGGUUGUCGAUGGAUUAGCGGGGUCGAUAACUGAUAAGCGAUAAGCCCUGGCGAUAUGAAUUAUAAGUAGGUAAGCGUUUGCUGCGACAUCGUCAUUGCUGCACAUCACCUUUGAAGCUGAAUAUUCUAUCCGAAAUGAUUGAAAAAGCAAACGUUCUUCUCGUCGGCUGUGGAGGAAUCGGCACUAUUGCUGCCCUGAACCUCGAACUGGGAGCCAAAGCGACCGUCACGGCUGUCCUCCGCUCCAACUACGAGCAUGUCAAAGCGAACGGCUUCUCUAUCAAGUCUGUCGAUCAUGGACAGGUGGAAGGAUUUAGACCAUCAAUCAUGCGGAACACAAUGCCCGACGUUGCAAAGGAACAGCUCCCACCAUACAAAUAUAUCAUCUGCACCACCAAAAACAUCCCCGAUGUUAGCCCAACGGUCGCAGAAAUAAUCAAACCAGCAGUCACACCCGGACACUCAAUUAUCGUUCUCAUGCAAAAUGGCUUGAAUAUUGAAAAACCUAUUUUCUCCGCAUUUCCAGACAACAUCGUUCUAUCGGGCGUCAGCUUCUGCGGCUCCCAUCAAAUAGGGCUAGGACAGAUCGUCCACGAAGACGACGACGAACUAUAUGUCGGUGCAUUCCGCAACCCUUCCCAGGACCCAGCAGUUGAAGACAAAGCGGCCGCAGAAUUUGUGGAAAUCUACGGAGCUGGUGGUAAAUGCAAGCCCGAGCAUAACCCUAAUGUGGGCUUCAGCCGGUGGCGCAAACUGCUGUACAACGCUUGUCUAAACUCACUAUGUGCCGUCACUGACCUGGAUACGGGUCGGAUUCAAAUGGCUGACGGUGCGGUUGAGAAUCUGGUAAGACCAGCCAUGGAGGAGAUUCGCAGCGCUGCAAAGGCAUGUGGCCAUGAUUUGCCGGCUGAGCUGGUCGAUUUCAUGAUCACAAUGGAUCCUAUCACUAUGUAUAACCCCCCAAGUAUGCAGGUGGAUCUGCGAAAUGGGAGAUUUUGCGAAUAUGAAAAUAUCUGUGGUGAACCAUUAAAGGAGGCUCGCGCUAGAGGAGUGCCGAUGCCAACGCUCACCGUCGUUUAUUACUUGUUGAAGGCUAUUCAAUGGCGAACAAAGGAGAAGAAGGGACUUAUUCCCAUUCCAGCUCCAGAGGAUCACACGGUUCAAAAGUAAGACCUGAGCUGAGGAUAAUAAAUCAAUGAAAUCAUGUAAUAGAAGCUUUCAAAUUUAGCAUGAAUGACUCCAUCCGCUAGAU